Cryphonectria parasitica EP155 is the source of this 1000-nucleotide messenger RNA. RefSeq names its product family 5 carbohydrate esterase. Gene Ontology annotation, cellular component: extracellular region. The transcript has 3 exons. The coding region runs from base 133 to 858 and encodes 241 amino acids. The record is from RefSeq and is a predicted model, not a curated record. Gene Ontology annotation, biological process: carbohydrate catabolic process. NCBI's taxonomy places the organism in Eukaryota, Fungi, Ascomycota, Sordariomycetes, Diaporthales, Cryphonectriaceae. Gene Ontology annotation, molecular function: cutinase activity.
UUAAUUGACUACAUUCAUUAGAGCUACGGAUAAGGACAUAUCCAGGGUUACAAAACUAUCCCUCGCUUUUCCAUCUCUCUCUCUUUCUCUCUCUCACACUAAUUGCAUUACCCAAUAAAUAUAAUAUAAAAAAUGAAGCCGGUCUUCACUCUCGUCCCGCUGGCCAUAGGAAGCACCCACGCCUUCAGCCUAGGCACCGCUCUAGCAGAGAUCAGCAAGCUCUUCCCCAACAACAUCGCCUUCAAGGGCGCAGACGCCGUCAUCUCAGGCCUCGAGAGCACCGCGGGCAAGAUCCUGGGCUACCAGGAGACCCGCAGCGACCUCGUCAACGGCGACUGCGGGGACGUGAUGCUUAUUUUCGCCAGGGGCACCGGCGAGCCGGGCAACGUGGGCGCGCUGGUCGGGCCCGAGUUCCUCGACGAGCUCGUGAGCGCCCUGCCUGGGAAGAAUGUCUCUAUGCAGGGGAUCGACCCCAGCUCGUAUCCGGCGACGGUGGCUCAGUAUUUUACGGGGGGGUCUACUGGCGGUGCAGACGAGAUGGCCACGUAUGUGAGCAAGGCAGCAGCAUCAUGCACCGGCACUUCAAUCAUCAUGAGCGGCUGGUCUCAGGGCGCACAAGUCGUUCACCUGGCUGCGAGCAAAGUCGGGACCUCUGGCAUGUCAGCUGUCAGUGCGGUCGUGACGUUUGGAGACCCAGACAGCAACUCGACCAUCGCUGGUAUCGACUCCAGCAAGGUCAAGGUGAUCUGCCACGAUGAUGAUGAUAUCUGCCAGUUUGGAGAUAUCCUGGGGCCGACGCAUUUCACUUAUGCUAAGGAUACCCCCGCUGCGGCGUCUUUGGUGGCCUCAGUGCUGUAGAAGAUCAUCGACUAUGAGCAAGAGAAAAGAAAGAGCAUCAAUGAUAGUAAUGACAACAUGAUAAUACAACGGAGGGGUUGGUUAAUUACCCUCUUUCCAGUACCCUUGGAUAUCAGGGCUGGUCUUGGACUGGAAAAUGUAU